ACGAGCUCAGCCUGCCUCUGCCAUGUCUCUCUCCCCAGGCCGGGCCCGCAGGGGCUUCCGCGCCCUCUCGGCCUGCUCUGUGCGCCCGGGGGCCCGGGGCCCAGCCAGGCCCUCCUGCUCCUUCAGCAGCAGGAGCCUCAGUGCUUCCGGGGGGCGCCGAGGAGCCUCCCAGGGGCGGGCCUGGGGGGCGCAGUUCGGCCCAGGCCGUGGGGCGGCAGGCCCCGUCCGCUGCCCUCCGGGGGGCAUCCAGGAAGUGAGUUUCAACCAGAACCUGCUCAUCCCCCUGAAGAUCGAGAUCGACCCCCAGUUCCAGGAGGUGCGGACGCAGGAGACCCAGGCCAUCCGCAGCCUCAACAACCAGUUCGCUUCCUUCAUCGACAAGGUGCGUUUCCUGGAGCAGCAGAACAAGGUCCUGGACACCAAGUGGAGCCUGCUGCAGGAGCAGGGGCCCCGCGCCGACCCCCGGGGCCUCGAGUCCUUCUUCGAGGCCCAUGUGGCCCAGCUUGGGCAGUGGCUGGAGCAGCUGCAGAGAGACCGGGGAGCACUGGAGGCCGAGCUGCAGUCCUGCCGCAGCCAGGAGGAGGAGUACAGGACCAAGUUCGAGCAGGAGGCCCAGAGGCGCGCCACGGUGGAGAAUGACUUUGCGGUGCUUAAGAAGGAGGUGGACGGGGUAUUCCUGAGCAAGAUGGAGCUGGACGACAGGCACGAGUCUCUCCGGGUGUACGUCGACUUCCUGAAGCAUCUGUAUGAGGAGGAGCAGGCCCAGCUCCAGACGCAGGCCAGCGACAUGUCUGUGGUCCUGUCCAUGGACAACAACCGCUGCCUGGACUUCAAGGAUGUCAUCGCCGAGGUGCGCGCCCGCUACGAGGAGAUCGCGCGGGCCAGCAAGGCCGAAGCGGAAGCGGCUUACCAGAGCAAGUACCAGGAGCUGCAGAGGUCCGUGCAGCAACGCGGGGACAGCGUGCAGGUGACCAGAGGCCAGAUCUCCCAGCUGCAGCAGGCGAUCAAGAAGCUGCAGAGUCAGAUUGAGACUCUCAAGACGCAGAACUCCAGCCUGCAGGACGCCGUGGCCGACGCGGAGCAGCGCGGGGACGCGGCCGUGAAGGACGCACAGGCCAAGCUGGCCGGGCUGGAGGCUGCCCUGAGGGACGCCAAGCAGGAGCUGGCCCGGCUGCUGCGCGACUACCAGGAGCUGAUGAGCACCAAGCUGGCGCUGGACGUGGAGAUCGCCACCUACCGCAGGCUGCUGGAGGCCGAGGAGAGCCGGAUGUCUGGGGAGUGCAGCAACCAGGUCACGAUCUCUGUCGGGGGAGGCGGUGCCUCUGCGUGCGGGGGAUUCGGCGCUGGCCUGGGGGGCACCUGUGGCCGCGGAGGCAGGAGAGGCGACUUUGGCUCCAGCUGCACCAGCAUCGUGAAGGGGGGCUCCGGGGCCUCGCUCGGCCCAGGGUGGGACUCCCUGCUGGGCUCUUGCUCUGUGUCCGGUUCCGGCUCCAGCUCCAACGCCAGCUGCGGCGGCCACACCAUUGUGAAGAAGACAGUCGAGUCGAGUCUGAAGACGUCCAUCAUCUACUGAGUGACCCAGCAGCCUCCUGCCCCCACAGGCUCCCUGGACCCUCAGGGCCCCGCUCCCACCCCUCACCCCGUCCCUCCACCCCCUGCUCCAUGCCCACUGCCCA
Molecule: messenger RNA, 1676 nt
Organism: Sorex araneus (European shrew)
Lineage: Eukaryota; Metazoa; Chordata; Mammalia; Eulipotyphla; Soricidae
Gene: KRT78
Product: keratin 78
Exons: 9
Coding region: 23-1573 (516 amino acids)
Biological process (GO): intermediate filament organization; keratinization
Cellular component (GO): keratin filament
Molecular function (GO): structural constituent of skin epidermis
Source: RefSeq, a predicted model, not a curated record